Acanthochromis polyacanthus (spiny chromis) is the source of this 2044-nucleotide messenger RNA. It is a transcript of the gene stmn2a, whose product is annotated as stathmin 2a. Gene Ontology annotation, cellular component: growth cone; neuron projection; cytoplasm. Gene Ontology annotation, biological process: neuron projection development; microtubule depolymerization; regulation of microtubule polymerization or depolymerization. The transcript is spliced from 5 exons. Gene Ontology annotation, molecular function: tubulin binding. NCBI's taxonomy places the organism in Eukaryota, Metazoa, Chordata, Actinopteri, Pomacentridae. The record is from RefSeq and is a predicted model, not a curated record. The coding region runs from base 141 to 680 and encodes 179 amino acids.
GUCUCCUUGCGCGUUCCCGUGCGUGCGCACCUCCUGCUAUCCGAUCCAACCCCCGUCUAUUCGCUGACUCAGUGCCUUAAGCAGCAUCACCGUUCACCAGGACAGAGCUACAGCAUCCUCUGUGGAGAAAUACAUCAGCCAUGGCCAAAACAGCGACCGCAUACAAAGAGAAGAUGAAGGAGUUGUCUGUCCUCUCCCUCAUCUGCUCCUGCUUCUACCCAGAGUCGCGCAACAAGCUCGUGUGCGAGUUCGAAGACAUGGAGGUGAAGGCUAUAGACAAGCGGGCCUCAGGACAGGCCUUCGAGGUGAUUCUCAAGCCGCUGUCUCCGGUGUCCGAUGUUGCCCACAACCUGCCCUCGCCUCCGAAGAGGGACAUCUCCUUGGAGGACAUCGAGAAGAAACUGGAGGCCGCUGAAGACCGGAGGAAGUACCAAGAGGCCCAGGUGCUGAGGGCUUUGGCGGAGAAGCGCGAGCACGAGCGGGACGUGUUGCUAAAGGCCAUGGAGGAGAACAGCAACUUCAGCAAGAUGGCCGAGGAGAAGCUGCAGCUGAAGAUGGAGCAGAUCAAGGAGAACCGCGAGGCCUAUCUGGCAGCUUUGCUCGAGCGUCUGCAGGAGAAGGAGAGACAUGCAGCCGAGGUGCGCAGGAACAAAGAGCUGAGGGAAGAGCUGACAGCAUGAGCCUCACAUGAGUCCAUCCGAGUCCCUCCAUCUCCCCCCUUCCUCCUUGCCCUGCCCUCACCCUCUCCGUAACAGACACUCAACCCCGGGAGGCCGAGAGGUUCGAGGACCUCACCAACCACCACCAACACACCACGACACACCAUUACCACCACCACUACUAUCAGUAUUAUCAGUGGAUACAAACACUCAUCUUGAGAAUUGAAUGGGUUUGUUGAUUUUAGAGAAAAAUGCAAGAGUAUGGCUUUUAUUUUGUAAAUACUUUUUUCUAUCUGUCUAUCAUUUAUCUAUCUAUCUAUCUAUCUAUCUAUCUAUCUAUCUAUCUAUCUAUCUAUCUAUCUAUCUAUCUAUGAUAGUAAGUGGAGUACAUGUGCAUCUAUGGUGCUGUACUCCACCGUACAAUUUCAAACAUUCUGUUUGUCAUUGAUUUAACGUUUCAGUUCUUGAAAUUUGACUCGACAACCAUUUUCUUUGUGAAAGCCGUCGGUGUUGUGAGCUGGCUGUAGACGCACGUUUGCAGUGUUUCCUGAUGAUGUCAUGAUGAUGAUGAUGUUUCCGUGUUUCUUUUUGUGAAAAAGGGCGACGGUCGGUGUACGUAGACUGCAGGCUCCUCGAGAUAUCUCGUAUCUGUAUCCUACUCUCACGCACACACACACACACACACACACACACACCUACUCAUCCCCCUGAACACGCACGCUUGGAAACAACAAUAGGCCACAGAUUCUGUAAAGCGUCCACCUCUUCUUCAAACGAGCUCGAUAACAACGAACUUGAUAGGUGCUUUAUUGUUAUUUACGAAUGUCUUUGCCCAAUGGGAGCAACUGUUUCUACACUUGCAGAUUUCCACCUGACCCCGACGGCGCCCAAUUUUUCAACCAAGCCAAACCGAUAGCUCUGUUAAGAACACAGUAUUUGGGGACGAAUCUUAUAAAUUUAAUGAAUGUUAUGACGCCAUACUGGUAUCAUGCAUAGUGUCUUGGACAGUGGAAUGUGCCCCCAUCUUGAUAUUGAUAGUGUGAACAUAACGUAUGUCUGUGCGGGUGUGUGUGAAUGCAGAUUUACCUUGAGGCAUCAUGAGCAUCUGGGAUUAGAUAGAGAGUGGAUGCGGGAUGCUUUGACAUUCAGCACACAGAACUAGUCUCUUUUUAUUCUACAGUACCACUGAUAUCUGCCUGCAUCCUCUGCUGCUUGUGUUUCUUCCUUCAUAUAUUUCUCUGUGAAAGCUUUGCUGAAUAAAGGUUUGGGGUUCUGUGAACAUGGCAUGCACCAUCUAAUACUUUUUUGUUCUGUGCAAAAAGAAGAGAGAAGGGAAAAUGUAAACUGCCAAAAUAAAAGAACCGGUUAUCUACACAUCCUGAGAA